Molecule: messenger RNA, 5130 nt
Organism: Exophiala oligosperma
Lineage: Eukaryota; Fungi; Ascomycota; Eurotiomycetes; Chaetothyriales; Herpotrichiellaceae
Exons: 4
Coding region: 493-4875 (1460 amino acids)
Biological process (GO): regulation of cell shape
Molecular function (GO): protein binding
Source: RefSeq, a predicted model, not a curated record
UGCCAAUUCACUGGCAAAAGUCAUCGAAUCAUUGUUGUCGACUUGGCCGUGAGUCGUUUCUUCCCCCCCGUCCGUGGCACCAGCCUCUCUCUCUCUUCCAAGCGUCAUCUACGCACAGACACCCUCCUUCCUCUCCAACAGUCGGACGGCCAGGCAUCGCGCUUCAGCUCGUCGCGUCGGGCACUUUGACACAGCGUGCGCAUCGGCCAUCUUCUACAACCUCCCGAAUUUUCUUUACCAGGGCCCAUUGGCAUUCGCACACACACCGUGCUCUCUCUCUCUCUCUUCAUUUUCUCACCACCGAGCCUGUCACGACGAUACCAUGAAAUGUGCUUGAUGCGGGCUCACCGUUAGCCUGAAACGAGCCCUGCGACUCCCCGAUAGUCUUACUCGAAGAGCAGCAACUCGACAUUGCCGCAUGAAAGAGUCGCCCUGCGCGCCGCGGACACACAGCUUACUUCUCGCCGUCGAGACACGAGGAAGUUAUCGACCAUGGCGUUUCUGUUCAAAUCGAAAAAGAGUGCGCCGCCUUCGGGUCUUCCUCCCGCAAGUCGCAAGAUCCAUACCUCCGAUGGAACUUCUGCUUCGACGGUAGAGAAUGGUGGACUCGAAAGAGCUGGAGAACGACAAACACAAUCACCAACCCCGGCAAGUGCUGGUCCUAAUGGCUCGAUGAAUUCGAUGAACGCGAGUCUAGCAGGCGGACCAUCAUAUCCACGGCGAGAGAGAUCGGAAUCAGAGUCCGGAACGCGCCCAUCCACCGCUGCUGGUGGUCAGAUCACCCAAGUCCCAAAUGCUGCUCUAUAUCCCUGGUCGCAGCGACGACUGAACUUCACCACCCCACAAUCGAAUCCUUUUCCUCGCUAUGGUGCCGCCGUCAAUGCGGUCGCUUCCAAGGAUGGCGAUAUAUACAUCAUGGGCGGCUUGAUCAACGGCUCAAUGGUCAGAGGUGAUCUUUGGAUGCUCGAAUCUGGAGGUGGAAAUCUCGCCUGCUACCCCAUCGCAACAGUCUCCGAAGGCCCCGGCCCCCGUGUAGGACAUGCUGCUCUUCUUGUUGGCAAUGCUUUUAUUGUAUUUGGUGGUGACACCAAAAUGGACGACUCUGAUGUGCUUGAUGAUACCUUAUAUUUGCUUAAUACCUCCUCCCGACAAUGGUCCCGCGCAUCACCACCUGGACCCCGACCAUCAGGACGAUAUGGCCAUACGCUCAAUAUCCUGGGUUCUAAAAUCUACAUCUUCGGAGGCCAAGUCGAAGGAUACUUUUUCAAUGACCUGAUAGCUUUCGAUCUGAAUGCCUUGCAGAACCCGUCUAAUCAGUGGGAGUUCUUGAUUCAAAAUUCGGGCGACUCGCCUCCCGCUAACGGCAAGGUGCCGCCUCCGAGGACGAAUCAUACUGUUGUGAGCUACAACGACCAGCUAUACCUUUUCGGCGGAACCAAUGGAACGCAGUGGUUUAACGAUGUUUGGACCUAUAGUCCUACCACGAAUUCCUGGAAACAAGAAGAUUGCAUAGGCUAUAUUCCAGCACCUCGAGAAGGUCAUUCUGCAGCACUCGUUGGCGACGUCAUGUAUAUUUUCGGCGGCCGAACCGAGGAAGGCACCGAUCUGGGUGAUCUCGCAGCAUUCCGCAUCAGCUCGAAGAGAUGGUAUACUUUCCAGAACAUGGGUCCUUCACCUUCGCCAAGGUCUGGCCACAGCAUGACCGCGUACCGGGACAAGAUAAUUGUGCUGGCCGGCGAGCCCAGUUCUGCACCGCGGAACGCCGAAGAGUUAAGCAUGGUCUACAUUCUGGACACGGCUAAAAUCAGGUACCCUAAUGAUGCACCUGCUGAUAUGAAAGGCCCAGUGAGUCCGACUCGACGCCCGAGCACGAGUACGGAGGUUAGAAGCACCGCACCACCAAUUCGAUCGACAUCGCGUGAAGGUCAGAGAGCUCCGAGCGCUGCUCGGGAGCAGUUCACAGGCGGGCCUGUUCAAAGGCCUGAUCCUCAACAGCAAGCCUCGAGACUUCCGCGGGCUUCCAUAGCUCAAGGCUCUGCUGGUCCUCCGCCUCAAGGGCAGGCUCCGGGACCUCGCCUUAAUGGGACUCAGUCGCCUGCCAGUGCACCAAAGAGCAGAUACAAUGGUCCACCGGUCGAGACAAGAGGUCCUUCCGCAGGGCCAGAUUCUGUUCGCAACAUUCCUACCGAGACCAUGGCACAGGCUCCAGCUAUCAGAGAAGUACAAAAGGAGAACAUCAGACCGAGCCGAGAGAACAGUCCGAGCACUCACGGUCGGAGGACCCCGAUCCAGAGAACUGAGAGCAAAGCCAAGGCCAUGGAAGCUGGUGAGGCUGCACCCUUGGUCAGCAACGGCGUCGCAAGGCAACGAUCAUUGCGCUCACAGCGAGCUCAAAGCUCGAUCGACAGUACUGAAGACGGUCUCCUUGGCCGUUCAUCUUCUGGCCGCCAUCACGGCGAAGGUGACGCUCGAAGUCUGCGAAGUAUAGUCGACGAACCAAAGUCACCCAAGUUGAAUCCUCAUCAAGAAGCUUUGUUGAAAGAAUUGGAAUCUGUCAAGAAGACCAAUGCUUGGUAUGCCUCAGAAUUGGCAUUGGCACGGAAGCAAGGUUUCAACGCAACAAUGACCUCGAGUCCAACAUUUGAUGAUCGUGCGGUCAGCCAAGUUGCGGAUGAUGAUCGACCACUCAUGGAAGCGUUUGUGAACAUGCGAACAGAAAUGAUCAAGAUGCAGGAAGCUAUGGAGGCACAAGCCUCCUCAAUGGCCAAACGUGUCGCUGAGGUGGAGCAUCAACGCGAUGCUGCCGUGACCGAAGCCGCAUAUGCUCGUGCCAAACUUGCUGCUCACGGUGGAAGCCAGCGAAGUACGCCUCAACCGGACGCGUCGCAUGAGCCAGACGACCAGGAGCGCUUCACAGACUUGAGCAGACGACUUGCUCUGGCUCUGGCCGCACAGUCCGAGCACAAAAUCAAACUCGAUUCCCUUUCCAACGAUCUUACGUCCGAAAGGCGGGCUCGAGAGCUUGCAGAGGAAUCCAUGGAUGCCUUGCAAGCUCGAUAUGAAGAGCUUAGCAAGAGUCGAAAUCCUGCCGAACUCGAAGGCCUCCGAGCAGAACUACACGAAACACAGAGUCUUGCACGUGCUGAAUCUGGACGGCGAGCUGAACUCGAAGAUGAACUGCGUAAUAUCAAAGUCGAGCACGAAACUCUGACCAAAUCACAUGAGGACACUUCGUCACGGCUUUCGAGUCACCUCGCCUCAAUGGCCGCCUUGGAAGCAGCUGUGGCAGCUUCUACAGGCAAAGCAAAUUUGUAUGAACGCCAGAUUGAGGAAGAACGUCAGCACCGAGAACUUUCCGAGCGUAAAUUGUCUCAACUCAAAGCCGAGCAUGAGGAGAGAGUUACCGAGCUCGAGAAUACAUCCAAGCGCUUGCGAGACGCUGAGGAACUCGCCGAAACUCACGCUAAAGAGGCUUCAACGCAUCGAGAAGCUCUACUCGCUGGUCUAGCCAGGCUUUCCUCGACUGAUGCUUCGUCAAAGCAUGACGCAGUGUCGGAACAAAAGUUGGCAGCAUUGAGAGCCAGUGCAGAGCAAGCAUCGACAUUGGCUAAACGUAACCAGGAAGCGGCUGACAAGGCUGCACAAAAGCUGCGUAACGCAGAAGAAAGGAUUGCAGGGCUGGAAGCAUAUCAAGAACAGUCCAACCGCGAAGCUCUCCAGAUCCGUCGACAACUACAAGCUGCGCUCCGCGAUGCACAGAACCAUCAGUCCGAACUCCGUGAGUUGCGAUCGAAUUUGGAAAUCAGCCAAAGGGAUGCCAGCGCCUUGGCUGUUCAGCAUAGCGCACUUAAGGAUCUCCUGGGCGAACGGGGCAUGAAUGGAUCCACAAUGAGAGGAUCGCCGAUCUUUGACCAUUCUCCAAGCUCUCGAUUCGGUACUCCAGAGCAGAAUCGUCUCAGAGAGCUAGAUCAACAGCUACAGGCAAGCAUCAAGGCGCACGAGGAUACCAAACAUCAAUUCGAAACUCGAAUGCAAGAAGCCGAUAGUACCUACAAGGAGAAACUCGAGCAACUCGAGAACGACUAUCAAUCCGCAGUUCACUAUGUUAAAGGCACAGAAAAGAUGUUGAAGAAGAUGAAGGAGGAGCUCACCAAGUACAAGUCCCAAAAUUCGCAGCUGACCACAGAGUUGGAGAGCGCUAGAAGCGCCAGUGCCAUGUCUAAUACGAACGUGGACACCUCAUCUUGGGAUAGUGAGCGACAACAGUUGCAAUCUGCGAUUGAUCAGAUGAAGACGCAGACCGGGCAACAAAUCAGCCUAUUAGAAGGUAACAUCGAGACUCUUCGAUCCGAACUCGCAUCUGUCCAGGCCGAUCGGGACAAGCAGAAGAGAAGCUACGAGGAAUUGUCACAAUCUUCGCAGCGAUUCGGCAAAGAACUUGAACAGCUGAAGACAGAGAACUCGAUGCUCGAGAAGAGAGCAGAAGAGGCCGAGGACAGAGUUACUAUGCUCCUCGAUCAGGUCGGCCAAUCUGUGGGCAACUACAGACGGCAGUCGCAACUGCAGCCACUUCCCAAUGGGAUCAUUGGUCAUAGCCGUGACGAGAGCCAUUCAACCUUGACGGAUGUGUCCGUCAACGAAGACCUUGGAAGGGAUGAACGAGGUUCAGUUGCUUUGGACAAUCUGGCUUCGGAACUAGAAACCCUGCGAACUCAGUGGGAAAGCACGAGUCGAAACAACUAUCGAAUCAGCACACAGUUUGAUUCGGAGCGAACACCCACGGGCCAAGGCAUCGAGCUCAGCGAUAAUCUGGCCAACUGGAGGAGGCGACUGGAGGAGGAAGAGAAAGGAGCCAGUCAAACCACGGUGGCUUGAGGAAUUCCAUCAUUGAGACCCACGACACACUAUGCUUCUGUUCAAAUACACUCAAGUUCUUUUAGUUUAGCAUUGAUUGGAGUUGUUGAAAUCAUACCGUGCAGGAUGACAUUGAUGAAAUGGUUGAAGAGCUGCUCCACGGCUUUCUGUGGCUCCAUGUACGUUAUUUAUUUUUAAUGGAGGAUCGUAUCUUUUACGGUGGUACGGAUAUGGAGGCCGGGGAUGGUUGCAAAAUGUAAUAUCAAUACCAUGGAC